CAAAACGACUUUCAGAUGUGAAAAUUUUUCGGUGGGUGUUAGAUAUCCUGGCUAGGACACUAUCGUUCCUCUUGCGAAAACUUGUGAAAAUUAAGUGAACAUUCAUCGGAAAAGUCUCUCCAAGAGUGUACAAAGAGACACGCUUCGAUGUCUCGGCUGUUUAGAUAAUGCUUAAGUUACCCAAAGGACUGAAGAAAAAGAAGAAAGGUAAAAAAUCCAAAAAAGAUAAAGAACUUUUCACCGAAGAAGAGCUUGAGCAAUAUCGUCGCGAGCAUCAGAAUCAGUCGGCACUCAACUCGGCCGCACCAUCAGACAGUGAAGAUACACCGAGCCAAUCGGGUGAAAAAUCUUCGGACAACGCUGAGGAAUGGUCCAAAUUUGCAGCUCUAACAACUGGUAUUGACUCAGUGCUACGAAAAACUCAAGAAGAUCUAGACCGUAUAAAGGAGAAAUCGUUCUUUCAGAAAGUACCGACUAAAGUUGAGCUUGAACAAAAAGAGCGUGAAGAACAACUUAAACGUGAAGAGGAAGAGCGCUUGAGGGCAGAAGAAGCGGCUCGAGAGGCAGCCAAAGAGGCUGAAGAGAAACGAGCUGCCGAAGCACUCAUCAACGCUGUUGUUGAACUUUCCGACUCAGAACCCAACUCAGAGGUUGAGGAGGAUAUCUUUGACACCAACUACACUGAUGCUAUAGCUUCUGGAGAACUGCCAAUCGCUUACGUUCCAGAAUCACCAGAGUUAGAAAGCUUUGAGGGACCAGAUCCAUUCGACACUUCCUACGCUGAGAAAGUUAUCAAGGGACCGGACGUAUCGAAACGUGGAAAGAAGAUCGUUAAUAUUGGAGCAGCUGUUGAGGUCCUCACAGGUCGUGUAGAAACUGUUACGAAAACUUCUUCCAUUCGUAGACCACGUCGUGGACCUAAAAAUCUUUUGUUGGAAUCUUUUGACGACGGACAGGAAGACGAGGAUCUAAACAAACCUGUCGCUGAGCAAGUAGCUGCCGAACCACUAUUCACACUUCUAGACGAUCCAACUGAUGAACUUCCUGGCGAUACAGGUCCAAUUGACUUGAGUGUUUCUCUGCAUUUAGCACUACAAAAAGAGCAGGAAACUAAAAAGGAAGAAGAACCUGAACUUGAUCUUGACGAAUUCGACGACCUCAAAAAACGGGACUCGACUGCAAACGAAGAAGAAUUCCAAUUACUCACUGAUCCGGAAGCUUCCAAGAAACCGUCUCGUCCACCUCCACCUCGUCCUGCUGCCAAGUCUCACUUAGCGGAGCUUAUCGGUGAGGACGACGACGACGACUUUAAUCCGAACGGAGACGAUCCAUUCGAUACUGGAUUUGUAGAGCGUGUUCUUCCAGCCACUGCCAAGGAGGACGACGAUUUUGAUCCUAGAGCUGAAGAAGGACUUCCUACAGCUGCAGACGAAGACGAUUUCGAUUUUGAUCCUCGAGCCGGAGAAGAGCCUUUAGUCGAGAAACCUAAUCGUGCCAAGACACCGGAUCUUUUUUCUUCGGAGGAAAAUACAGCAGGCCUUUUGGUUCAGGAACCGCUAGCUAAAGACCUUUUAUCCGGAAGCACUACUGAUCUUAACGAACUUGCGCAGACUCCGUUGGAGUUCUUAGCACCGGGAGCUGAUUCAGUUGGAUUUGUCGAUCCUUUCGAUACAUCUGCGGUUGACUCUAUCGUUGCACCAGGUAAAACUGAAUUGAAAUUUCUCGAAGAAGAGUUACUUACCAACAACGCACCAAAUUUGAGUCACUCCUUGAGCGAUCCUGAUUUCGAUCCUCGAGCUGGUUGUGAGCAAUCCAUCGAGGUUGAAACGAAACCAGACACCACUGUAAUCGCUCAACGUAAAUCUUCGUUAAGUUUACAAAUCAACGGAUCAGCAGCCAGAAAUAAGACGGUUGUGUUUGCUGUACCAACACCAGAUCUACUGAAAAUCGACGGUGAUAAUACGGUCUCCAAAAAACCACUGACACCUUACUACAGUCGUGAGUCUUCAAUUCCUGAAUCGGAAUCAGUAGAUCCGUUCGAUACUUCUUUCGUACCGAGCAUUGGUCCCACUAGCUUGGAGUUGAACUUGAUUGAACAAGAACUUAACAGUGUUUCACUGAAACACAGUCUAUCUGAUCCGGACUUUGAUCCACGAGCUUCUUCACCGGUUGCUGUAGCCGAUAAACAAUCAGUAAAAUCAGACCUUCUUGGAAUCAGCGAAGAAUACAACCAAAAGGUUCUAACACCGGCUAAACAGGUGCAGCCAGAAGAAAUAGACCCAUUUGACACAUCUAUUGCUAUUGAUAUCAAACCGGGCCGAGCUGAACUGAAACUAUUGGAAGACGAGCUCAUUCCAGCUUCAACGUCAACCGAUAAUCAGGAUAUUCUCUCAAACUCGCAAGACGCUAGCGCAGUUUUCGUGAAAGUUCUUACACCGCAAGCGAGCAAAUCAAUCGACGUUGAAGAUAUCGACCCGUUUGAUACAUCGUUUGCCAACGACCUCGGACCGGGAAAGACUGAAAUCAAAUUACUAGAGAGUGAACUUAUCGACUAA
This is a messenger RNA of Uranotaenia lowii, 2555 nucleotides long. Its product is annotated as protein stoned-A. NCBI's taxonomy places the organism in Eukaryota, Metazoa, Arthropoda, Insecta, Diptera, Culicidae. The transcript has 3 exons. The record is from RefSeq and is a predicted model, not a curated record. Bases 168 to 2555 code for a protein of 795 amino acids.